CUUCCGCUCCCGGCCAGACCCGCGGUCCGAUUGACAUGGCCGCCUCCCGCCUACCCCCAGGGACGCUGACGCUAAAGCAGUUCCUGAGAAGGCAACAAGUUCUCCUCCUCUACAGAAGGAUUUUGCAAGCAUUCCAGCAAGUUCCAAAUGUGUCUGACCGCUAGUACCUGAAGAACUGGGCAAGGGAAGAAUUCAAAAGAAAUAAAAGCGCCACAGAAGAGGACACAAUCCGGAUGAUGAUUACUCAAGGCAAUAUCCAGCUGAAGGAGUUAGAAAAAACACUUGCAUUAGCAAAAUCUUAACUAGCAUUUUUCCAAAGGAUUUUCAAAUACUCAUGUUCUGUUGAGUUUAGGAUAAUGGACAGCUCAAAGCCAAGUCAAACUGUUGAUGUGUAUAGCACUCAGGCACAAUUUCAGAAGGUGGAGCACAGGAUGUCAGAGAGACCAAAGAAAAGCACAAUGAAACAGCUGCUUUAGAUCUGAGAAAUUCACCUGACUUCUGAGAAUGUUUCUAGAAUGUUCUGAAAAUGUGUCAUCUAUUUUCAUAAGAAGCAAAAAGUAUUAACAAAUAGCCAGCUGCACAUGAAAAGAUGCUCAACACAAAUCAUCAGGAAAAUGCAUAACAGAACCGUAAAGACAGCCAGGCAUGGUGGUG
Messenger RNA from Chinchilla lanigera (long-tailed chinchilla), 654 nucleotides. It is a transcript of the gene Lyrm2, whose product is annotated as LYR motif containing 2. The record is from RefSeq and is a predicted model, not a curated record. Gene Ontology annotation, cellular component: mitochondrion. Lineage: Eukaryota; Metazoa; Chordata; Mammalia; Rodentia; Chinchillidae. The transcript is spliced from 3 exons.